Marmota monax (woodchuck) is the source of this 9257-nucleotide messenger RNA. RefSeq names its product rotatin (gene Rttn). The record is from RefSeq and is a predicted model, not a curated record. Gene Ontology annotation, biological process: centriole replication; ciliary basal body organization; centriole-centriole cohesion. Lineage: Eukaryota; Metazoa; Chordata; Mammalia; Rodentia; Sciuridae. Bases 3571 to 8904 code for a protein of 1777 amino acids. Gene Ontology annotation, cellular component: centrosome; ciliary basal body; centriole. The transcript is spliced from 40 exons.
UGAUACUAGUUCUACAAAACUAGAGUUUUGUAGAUGCCUCUGUAAAGAUGAGGAAGUUUUCUGUAUUCCUAGUUUGUUGUUUUAUCAUGAAGUGUUGGAUUUGUCAUAGUUUUCUGUGUCUGUUGAGAUGAUCACUUAGUUUUUUGAGUAGCAGAAGUCCUUAAUUUUGAUAAGGUUCCACUUUUUAGUUUCUUCUAUUAUGGAUCAUGCUUAUGAUGUUGUAGUAAGAGAUUUUUGCCUGAUCUGGGGUACAAAGACUUCUUUCCUAUGCUUUCUUUUAGAACUAUUAUGGUUUUGAGUUUUAAUUUUUUUCUAUUUCCAUGAUUAAUGUUGAGUCAAGUUGGCUUAUCUGUAAGUUUUUAGGGACUUAAAGGUAUAGUUACUCACAGGGUCAAUUCAACCUUAGAAUAACCAUUCAAGGUGUACAGAGAUCAGAAAGUUGCCUUGAUUUUUGCUGUUUGUAUUUCAGUAAGAGUGAUGAUUUUGGAGAUUAUGGCAUUAUAUUUAAUGUAUUUUUUUGUAAUAAGUGUUUUGGUAGGUAAUGUUUUGCAUGAGUAGCCAACGUACACAGUAGCUUUAGGACUAUUGUAAUACAAGAUAAUAUUUUAGAGAUCUUGGACUGCCAGAAUAUGUGUUUAUGUAAGUGGAAACCAUAUAUAUUUUGAAAUUUCAAUAUAUCAAAAAUCCUUUAUUAUUUUAUAUCUUUUAUUUUGAAAUUAUCUGGUGGUACUCUUGCCUUCCUUGAAGAAUUGAUAUGCUGGGUAAUGUUAGGUCUAUCUUUCUGUCCAUGCCUUUACUCCUUUCUUUCUUUUACUUACCUUGUCAAGGAUGUAAGUUUGAUAGUCAUAAAAAUAUAUAUUGACUAUUAUAAUUACAAAAUUUCCUUUCAAAAUUUUGUUAUUUUGAUCUAGGUCUGUCUAUAUUUAGUCAAACUUUGUUACAGACUAUUUCAAAUCCUUGUGAAUAGAUGUCAGAAGAUAGUAAGUAAAAUAAAAUGCAGAUAAUACAGAUGUUUGCUGGGCACAGUGGGCAUACCUGUGAUCUUAGUGACUCAGGAGGCUGAGGCAGGAGGAUUGCAAGUUUGAGGCCAGCCUCAGCAAUUUAGUCAGACCCUAAGUAACUUGGCAAAACCCUGUCUCAAAUAAAAUCAUGAAAACGUGUGAGGAUGUGGCUCAGAGGUAAAGUACUUCUGGGCUCAAUCCCCAGUACCAAAACCAAACCAAACCAAAAUAAAACAAAAUCCAGAUGUUUACCUAAUACCAGUACUUAUGUGAAUCAAGUCAGCCUUCUCUCAGUAUAAUAUAAAAUACCUGAGGUAACGAACUUAAAAAGAGAAAAAGGAUUAUUUGGUCUCAGUUUUGGAGGUUCCAGUCAAAGAUUGGGCAGACUCAUUGCUUUGGGCCUGUGGUGGCUCUACCAGAUGGCAUUGGUGGGGAGUGUGUAAUAGGAGACAAAAAAGGAAGAGGAAAGGCCUGGGGUCCCACAGUCCUCCUUGAGGGCAUGCCCCUUAUGACCUGGGACCUCCCACUAGGCCCCACCUCCUCAAGUUCCACGCACCUCCUGAUGGCACCACCCUGGGGACCAAACUUUCAACACAUAGACCUUCGGGGACAUUCAGUAUCCAAACUACAGCAUCCUGUGUGAAAAAAUCCAGAGCUUUAUUAUUUUUUUCAAUUACACAAACCUUUGAGAAGAGAAGUUGUGCGUUUUACAGUGGAUAUUGUAUAAUUUCAAGCCUUUCGGUUUCUGAUAGUAGUCCUUAAUCUUGAUUUUUCUUUAGUCCUUAAGGUUAUCACACUAUUUUGCAGUACUUUUAGGAGAUUUUCACAUAUUGAAGGUUUUCGGCAAGUGAGUUUUUCCUGAGAAGUGUGAGGAAUGCUUUAUCAGUUGCUUCUUAAAUUAACUUAAAAUUUCUUGGCCAGAACAUUUAUCUGUAAAAGUUAGUCAUUUACUUUUAACUUUUGGCUGCUGAUCUUUUGUGAUUCAAUGAAUUAUUUUUACUUUAAAGGUUAAAUCUGUUGUAUAAGUGCCAAUUGGUAUGUUAGAAAUGCUAAAUUAAACAUUGCUACUUGAAAUUAUAUUUCAUUUACUUGUUUAAAAAGGAUAAAUGCCUCUUGAGGGAGAAAUCUCUAUCCUUUGGAUAUAUAUUUAAAGAAAUAAAAUUUCUUAAUGUCCCUGCUUCUGCCGGUGUUAAGAGGAAAGAAGCAGUAUUUUUUCCUAAGGCAUCAAAGGGAUAAAAAAUGGGGCUGGGGAACGUGGUCAGUGGUGGAGCACUUUCAUAGCAUGUUUGAGGCCUGGGUUCAAUCCCCAGCACUGAAAAAAAAAAAUCUGUUGUUAUUAAUUCAGAAAUUAAAUACCUGAGGAUAUAUAAUCAGGUUUCUAGGUAUUUCCAGAUAGUUGGGUUAUGUUUGUACUCUAUGAUUGAGUUCACUUCAAUGUAGUAAAAUAAUUUUCCUCUCUAAAAUUAAAUAUUUUUAUUUCACUUGAAGUAAAAAGAGAAAGAGAUCUUUUCACUAGAAUUAAUUUUGUUUAAAUAUAAAACUUGCUAAUGAACACUUUAAAACAUUACAUUGGCCCAGGGUAUGUGCUGUCCGCUCCCUGGCCUGAAGUCAGGCUGGUUUCCUUGUUCCCUUGGCGCUCCUCUUUCACAGGAGUAAGGAGCCGGCCGGGCCUCAUUUCGGAUGGCCCCAGACUCCUGGAUUGUCCUCUAUUCAAUUUUGCAUUUCUUCUCUGUCACUUGUCAUUGCAGUGUCAUUGACACAAAGUCUUUUCUUCUUCUUCCUCUUUGUUUAAAAAUAUUUGUUUAUUUUUUAGUUGUAGUUGGACACAAUACCUUUAUUUCACUUAUUUAUUUUUAUGUGGUGCUGAGGGUCUCGAACAUGCGAGGCGAGCGCUCUACCACUGAGCCACACAACCCCAGCCCACCUUUUCUUCUUUCUGAUGCCUCAUUGCUUCUAAAUUCCCAACUGACCUGCUGUGAGCUGAUUUUUUCUUCUUCUUAGUUUUCAGUUGAUUUCCUGUUUUCCUUUUUGUGCACUUUAUUUCAGUGGAAAAUCAAGAACAAGAAUCCUAGCUUUUUGUUGCUGUUGUUCCGUGCUGUGCCACUGAGGCUGGUCCUGGGGCCGUGUCAGCAUAUCUAGGACACAUAACUCAGAAGCUAGUCUGCUUGUGCUUUGCCUUUGUCUUCAUUUUUUAUGUAUACCUUUCAACUUAAAAGGCAUAGCUUCUGUUUAAGGACCAGUUGUUUAGGAAUUUAUGAUGGGAGAACAUUUUCUACUUGAAACAAAGUAAAAAAGAAACCUUUAAUCAGGAAGAAUUUAUGUAAUUUGAUAUUUAAAUGCUUUUUAAUUCUUUGGCUUCUCAUUUUCAUUUAUUUAAUAAGGUUAGGAUCAAUUUGAGGACAGGGAUCAUGUCUCCUGUGCUAAUGCAUUUUCCCCUUUAUGCUUGCACGUGCGCUGGGCACCCUUUCGGCUGCCUGAUGCAGAUUGAAGAGAGCUAGCUCCAUGUGCGUGUUCCAAGUUGGAACAGAAAGAAAAACUGCUCCUGGUGUUUGGGUCCCUUGGAGAAACCAUGUGUUACCAUAAGAGUAGCGUUGAUUUAGAGCAAACAGAGAUGCUGCUGGUGCACCACAGGAUGGCCUUUGUCAGCACCUCACUGUUUGCGGUUCGCCUGUUGCAAACACUUCUCCCUGUUGAAAAGGCAAGUGAGUUUUUACCAGAGACGAUGUCAACAGCAUUAUUUCUUCUUUCUUUGGACAUGCCUGUUUCAUUGGAAUAUCCAACUAUUCACGAAGCUGUUGUGGCCUAUUUGGAACAGCUGAAUUCUGAAAACUACAGUAUUUAUAAACGAGCUGCAGAGGCUAUUUAUUCAAUUGAAUGUACCUGUAACUUCCUGUCUGAUGUGGGGAAGGAGGGAGAGAAGAAUCUCUUAGAAUUAGUGGAGCUAGCUGACCAAGCCUUGUGUAGCUUUUCCUAUCAUCAGCAUUUCCCUCUAAUAAAAGAAAUCAUCUGCAUUUGUUCAAAGAUUUGGAAAUCUGCACAGGCCAGUCCACUGCUGCAAGGAGAAAGUCAGAAAGUGUUCCUGCACAUGUUGUCCCACCCAUUGCCACAAGUGAAAGCUGAAACUUACAACUGCUGUCUGGAGAUGGUUAAGGAAUGUUUAGGUGUCCAUAAUGUCACUAAGCCUGUAUCUUCACUUUGUAAUGGAAUUCAUUUUCUACUUCAUCCAAAAGUUCUGUAUGAAAUUUCUGCUUUUGGUAUGCAAGAACCCCAAAAUGAGGUGAAUGCUGCUGCCAAGGCCAUUCUGCUGUAUCUGCUUCAGGGACGAAUGAUGAUGACACUGCUGACCUGGAACAAGUUUAUCGAGUCUCUCUGUCCUGUCCUUCCAGUACUGCAGGGUUAUGCCGACCUAGAAGACUCUUUGGGUAACUGCAUUCUCCUUCUGAGCCAAGCGGGUUCUGAGGCAGGAGAAGGCAUCCUUCCUUGUACUACCCGGCUAAAGUCUGUCCUGCGACUCUUGCUGGUGAAAAAGCUAUCGGUCCGUUCACUAGCUUUGAAGCUUUUAGCAUUUUAUCUUGCCAAUGAAGAAGGGGCCGAUACAAAACGCCCCAUAAUAGAUGCCAGAAUUCUUUCCAGAGUUACUAAUCUAUUUAUUGUGAAGAAACCUAUUGAACUCAAACUGGAUGACAGAAAAGAAUUGCUUAUUAAGUUGGACACUGUUGAAAAAGUACAUGAAAUUUUCACCUCAGAUGAUGUUGAUCUUGUUUUGAGAAAGUCAGCUGCAGAACAGUUAGCUGUGAUUUUGCAAGAUAUUAAAAUGCAUGCUGCGGUGAAAAAGUUAUGCCUAAUUGACAAGAUAAUUGAGUAUUUAAAUGAAUGUGUGGGUCAAGAUGGCAAGGUUGUAGAAUGUUUGGUUCAGCCCUGCCUCACACUCCUCAGGAAAGUUUUAUGUGCGGAUCCAGCGAUGCGUGUUUCCCUGUCACAGCAGUCUUCUCUCUUGACCCUGUUAUUCAGAGUUUCCUUGAUAUUUCAUGAAGAUUGUACUGUAGUGACUGAAGUCGCAGCAUUGUUUUGUCUUCUGUUAUUUGAUGAAGUAUCAAGAAUGGAGAUGUGGUCUGUUAAUCCUUCCAGUAAUCCUUCUUUGCCAUCAGUCUUCAGUUUGCCUGUUUCAAUUUUUAGAAGGUAUCAUCUGCCAGUUCAUGUAAUCGGCCACCAUGCUGUGAGUCCUUACGCAAUAGUUCUGCCAUUAUCUGAUUUUUUGGCCUUGAAGCCUGUAUCAGAUAUGCUGAGAAUAGCUUGGAACCUGUCAUGGUAUCAUGGGAGUGAUAAUCUACUGAAGCAAGUGAACUCCGGAACUGAUAAUCAAGAAUUUUUAGAUACAUUGAAGUUAUCCACAAAAGAUAGCCUCAUUCUGAAGAUAACCUACGCAGCCAGUGGGCUGCAGGACUGCUUCUGCUCCAUUGUUCAGGCCACAGCCCACAGGGAUGUUCGGGCUGCUGUCACUCGGAUGAGUUUUUAUCUCCUGAAUGACAAAUUGUCUUUAAAGGGUGGCAUUGGCCCAUGUGGGGUUGCCUUAAAGUCCUUGGCUUGGCACACUGUGCUAAACAGGUUUCUACAAGUGCUCCCUGCUUGUACUGAAGAUGAGAAACUGCUAAUAGAUAUCAUACAUUUUUUAAAUAAGUUAAUGAAGGAACAAAGAAAAAAUCCAUCAGUAGAAUUUCUAAACUGGAUUCUAGAAUUACUUCUUAGACAUAGCCCAAACCCACUCUUAGACCUGCUGGUUCUGACAGAGACUCAGGCACGAGAAGAAAUAGAUGACAUCCGGACUGCUGUCAGGCAGCAACUUCAGAAAGAACUGAUUGCACUUUUCAAUACCUUGCUUCUCAGUUUCAUGGCAGUUACUGACAGGAAAUGCUUGGAACUUCUUUACGUUUUCCAAACACAGCUGGCUCUGAAACUGCUCCAGUGCCUUCGAGUCACAGAUGCCCCUCAUUUCUAUGGCCUGCCUUCCCUUGAGCGGACAUUACGAGGGAUGGCUCACCUCACCGCAUUUCAGGGAUGGAGCUCACAUUCUCCUCUCACACGGCCACUUGACAUUUGCAUGAAAUACUUGUCAGGUCUUCUGGAGGUCAUUACUUCUUUUUAUGUGGAGCGUGGAGGAAACGCGAUGUCCUUCAUGGGAAAAGGUGUUACAAAGAGCACAGUCCUUUGUUUGCUUCACUUGUCCCAUGAGAUGAUGGCCCAUGCUCGGAGCUCGGAGUGGAUUUCACUUUGGUUUUUACCUUUGGGUAGUCUCAGUGAAGAACAGACUCCUACUCAACAAGGAUUGGCUUGGUUGAUUCCAUUAUGGGUUGAUCGGGACCCAGAGGUGAGAUUCACUUCCCUGGGAUUAGGAUCAGCACUGACUACUUUUGAAGCUGGCUGUGUGGCCUUGACAAACAGUUGUCAAAACAUUUCUGGUGGGCUCUGGGGAACUGUGGUGAAUAUUCUUCUGGACCAGUCAGAGUGUAGUAUGGUGCGACGUGAGGCUGCAUUUAUUCUUCAGAAUCUCCUUGUAAUUCCUAUGCCUAUGGAAACUAUAAAGGAUUAUACUUGGCAGGGCCCUUGUGUUCAUGAUGAGGACUCUGGCCUAUCACUCAUAGGAAAACCUGCCCUUCAGGCUCUUUUAUAUCACUGCCAUUUUUAUGAACAUUUGAAUCAGAUGGUGAAACACUGUUACCUAGGACUGUAUAGGUUUGAUUUGAACUCUUCUGCUUUUGUAAUUUCAGAAGGCAGAGAUUCAAAUGGUUUGGAUGACUCAUUUAAGUUUUGGAGGGCUCCAUCAAGAAUGUCCAGUCAAGAUCAUGAUCCAAGUUCUCUCUCCACCACAGAAACAAUGGUGGCAGCCUCAGUGGGCAGUGCUGAAAUCCAGCCACCUGUGCAGUCAGUGGUGCUACUUCCUGAAGCCUCACGUGACCAGCCGAUGGCUCAAGGUGAACACGAACCUACAUCAUCACGGCCUCCUCCUCAUUCGCCCCUGUCUGCUCCACUACCCCAACAGUGUGUUUUUGUUACUGCGUCUCUUCUUUCAGCCAUCUGCAGCCUCUUGGACAACCUCUUGGUGACUGCUCCAAGAGACACUGUGAAUGCUUUUGGGAAAGCUCAUCUCAUAGAGCUUCUCUGUGGCAUUGUGGAUGCCACCUUUAUUGAGGCGUGUGUUCAGGAACUCAGGACCUCACUGCCUUCAUCACCCCCAGUUGAACAUGUCCAGGCUCAGGUUUCCUUUUUCUUGGAAUACCUAUCCUCUUUGUCCAGGCUUCUGCAGUCCUGUUUAUUAGUGGAACCUAACCUCGUGACACAAGAUGAUCUUCUGAAACCUCUUAUUAAUAAUAUCAUUAGAGUUCUCACUGUAUGCAUCAACAAUGCAUUAGAUGUAGAGUUAAUAUCGGCUUUUUAUCACACCUGGACACACUUAUUUGACCUUCUGGCUGCACUCCUGAGGAAAGCUGGUGCUGUCUCACACUCGUCUGUCACCUCGGCUCUGGCCAGGCACUGGGCAGCAAUGAUGGAUGUGUUCUGCGAGUGUGUAGGCUUGUCCAGCAGAUGCCCUGCCCUGUACACGGCCAGUUUGCACUUCCUGUCUGUUCUCUUGACUGAGGAGGCAAGAAGGCACUGCCAGGACAAAGACAAAGCAAGUUCAUUGUCUCAUCCAACCAUCACAUCUCUUCUUGAUGAAACUCAGGACAACCAGAAGUCUCCAGAUAGACUUAAUGAAGUAAUUCUUCAGUGCUAUGAAGGAAAGUCCUCCAGAGAUACCCUGAAAAGAGUGGCUGCAAAUGCGUUGCUGUCACUCCUGGCUGUCAGCAGAAGAGCCCAGAAACAUGCUCUGAAAGCUGAUCUCAUAGACAACUGCAUGGAGCAGAUGAAGCACAUUAAUGCACAACUGAACCUCGAUUCUCUGCGGCCUGGGAAAGCAGUACUGAAAAAAAAGGAGGAUGGUUUUAUUAAAGAGUUGAGCAUUGCCAUGCAGCUCCUAAGAAACUGCCUUUAUCAAAAUGAAGAAUGUAAAGAAGCGGCUCUUGAAGCUCAUCUUGUCCCUGUCUUGCACUCUCUCUGGCCUUGGCUUUUGAUGGACGAUUCACUGAUGCAGAAUGCCUUGCAGUUGCUUUGUGUCUAUACUGCAAAUUUUCCAAAUGGUUGCAGUUCUCUUUGCUGGUCAAGUUAUGGACAAUAUCCCGUUCACGCUGCACACAGAGGAGCCUCCAGCAGCUCUCUGAUGCUGUGUAUCCUAAAAUUGGCCUCUCAGAUGCCUCUCGAGAACACCAACAUUCAGCAGACGGUUUUUCUGUUUCUUUCAAACCUGGCCUUGUCUCAUGACUGUAAAGGAGUAAUUCAAAAGAGUAACUUCUUACAGAACUUUCUGUCUCUAACAUUGCCAAAAGGAGGAAAUAAACAUCUCGGUAAUCUGACCAUUCUUUGGUUGAAGUUACUCUUGAAUAUAUCUUUUGGAGAAGAUGGGCAGCAAAUGAUCCUGAGGCUUGAUGGCUGUUUAGACUUACUUACUGAGAUAAGCAAAUACAAGCAUAAGAGCAGCCCUUACAUACCACUUCUUAUUUUUCAUAAUAUUUGCUUCAGUCCUGCAAAUAAGCCCAAGAUUCUGGCUAAUGAAAAAGUCAUUACCAUACUAGCUGCCUGUCUGGAAAGUAAGAAUCAAAAUGCUCAGAGGAUUGCAGCAGCUGCACUUUGGGCUUUGACAUAUAAUUACCAGAAGGCCAAAACAACGUUGAAAAACCCAUCAAUAAAAAGAAAAGUAGAUGAAGCAUAUUCCUUAGCAAAGAAAGCUUUCUCAAACCCAGAAGAAAGCCCUCUAAAUGCCUACCAUUUGAAAUGUCUUGAAAACCUCGUGCAGCUGCUCAGCUCUUCCUGAGUGCCAUGAGAUGCUCCCCCCUGAACCUGACAGCCACCAGCGGAGAGCCAAGCCCUAGGCUGGCUUAGUGUGGAGCUGCUACCUGACGCCGUACCAACUCUGCAGAGUGCCGAUGCCCUCCUUGCCUUAGGAAAAAUAGGGCUGGUGACACUGAAAGAAGGAGAAUUGGUGACAUCAUGACUCUGUGCUUUUGUGGCCAUUUUCUAGAAGUAAUAAUAGUGGACAAGAGAUGAUGGGGAAACACAGAAUGUUCUGGCAACAUAAACAUUUGUAUCCCUUUCUAUGCAAUUUUCUUUGUAAAAAUCCUAUUUAACAGUUAUUUAAUAAAACAAAAUGUUUUUAGAAAUUGAAAA